AUGGCAAUUGGGUUCAUGGAGGUGCAGCUUGUGAAAGCAAAAGGCCUGCGCAACACUGACAUCUUUGGUAAAAUGGACCCCUACGUUCUCAUACAAUACAAAGGCCAAGAGCGAAAGAGUAGUGUCGCUAAUGGCCAAGGCAAAAAUCCAGUAUGGAAUGAGAAAUUUAUCUUCAGAGUAGAAUAUCCUGGAUCAGGAGAUCGAAACAAGCUUAUCCUUAAAAUUAUGGACAAAGACAGUUUUUCUGCAGAUGAUUUUGUUGGACAAGCCACAAUCUAUGUAGGGGAUUUAUUAGCCCAAGGGGUAGAGAAUGGAGGAGCUAAGCUACAAACUCUUAAGUAUAGAGUGGUUCGUGCAAACCAGUCUUAUUGUGGCGAAAUUGAUGUUGGUAUCACUUUCACCCGAAAGGUAGAAGACGAAUUUAUUAAAGAAGACAUGGGAGGAUGGAAAGAAAGUGAUUACUAUCUGUCAUAG
Molecule: messenger RNA, 474 nt
Organism: Abrus precatorius (Indian licorice)
Lineage: Eukaryota; Viridiplantae; Streptophyta; Magnoliopsida; Fabales; Fabaceae
Product: elicitor-responsive protein 1-like
Exons: 5
Coding region: 1-474 (157 amino acids)
Source: RefSeq, a predicted model, not a curated record